Doryrhamphus excisus (bluestripe pipefish) is the source of this 3357-nucleotide messenger RNA. It is a transcript of the gene fbxo10, whose product is annotated as F-box protein 10. NCBI's taxonomy places the organism in Eukaryota, Metazoa, Chordata, Actinopteri, Syngnathiformes, Syngnathidae. Gene Ontology annotation, biological process: regulation of apoptotic process; ubiquitin-dependent protein catabolic process. Gene Ontology annotation, molecular function: protein binding. The record is from RefSeq and is a predicted model, not a curated record.
GACACUUCAACCAGGGAGAGCGACUCUCCAAGGAGGAGGAGGAGGAGGACUCAUUCUUAUCUUCUCAACUCUGCUAGCAUGGCGCAUAAACAACAGCCUGCCUGCUUUGUUUUCAACUCUGGAAAGCAUCCGUGGACUCAAGUCCUCACGGAAACGGCUUGCUCCGGCAUGUUGAAUCGAUAAUUUGCAUCAAAAUAUGGUUAGGCGGUGAAACAAAAGGUGUGCCACCCCGGCCCUGCUGUCAUGGAGGUGGGCAGCCUCCCAGUGGAGUUGUGGAGGGUUGUUUUAGCAUACCUGCCUCUCGCCGACCUGGGUCGCUGCUGCCAGGUAUGUCGCGCCUGGAGGGAGCUGGUCCUCUCCCUGGACAAUACCCGCUGGAGGCAGCUGUGCCUCGGCUGCCCAGAGUGCCGACACCCUAACUGGCCCAGUCAGCCUCACUUGGAGCCCCCGUCGUGGAGGGAGGCCCUGAAGCAGCACGCCCUGGCCACCCGCACCUGGACUCAAAAUGGACCCGAGCACCAGUCCUCAGCCUGCUUGCUUUUAUUUAGGCGUAGGAAAGACCGCAGGAUUUGGCAUGUGGGAGCUGGGUUUGAGUUUGAGACCCUGAGAGGAGCUCUUGGAGUGGCGGGGCCUUAUGAUCGAUUGGUUCUCCAUCCAGGGGUGUAUGAGGAGCAGGCCGAGGUAGCCCUGAAAGUGCCUGUGGAGUUGGUUGGACUGGGUACACUGGGUGAAGUGGCCGUCCUGGUGUGCCUGGAGCAGCAGUGUCCAACUGCCAGGUUGUGCAAUCUGGUCUUCAUGCCACCUUGGUUCUCCACUGUGGUCUACAAGACAUCAUGGGGUCAUGUCCAAAUCGACAACUGUAACUUUGAGGGGUCUCAGCUACAAGUCCGCGGGCCUGGGACUUGCCAGGCUCGCUUUUGCUCCUUCUCAAAGGGCAGCUCGGUGCACUUGCUUGGCGUGGCCCUCAGCUUACUGGAUAGCUGUGAUUUCUCAGGGAGUGACACAGCUUCUGUGACUGUGGAAGGUCCGCCGGUGUCAGAAAAGAACUGGGCUUGUAAAUAUAUGGCCGCCCUGGCUAGGACAUUCUCACCGUGUGAGGUUAUUAAAAUCAGCCCCCAUAGAGGGAAUUCCACAGGUUCUGAUACUGGUGUUAAAAAGGAGCACAUACGUAUGGAGAACUGGCAGAGGGAAACCGGAGUGGAAGGACCAGGGCAGGGCACAGUGAUUAAAGAUAGCUGGAGUGACAGUGAAGAGGAGGGGAGCAAGGAUGGAGAAAGAACUAAAAACCCAUUAACACUGGAUUACAAAAUCCCAUAUGACAACCAUGGCCUGUCCCACUUAUUGAAGGCACGUCCAGAUGGAUCCUUGCCAUCAGCCUCCUCCCCGAUUCCCCCAUGUUCAACUCCGGAACCCCUCACUAUCCAGCAAGAACUUGAGCGGGACCCCGAGGCUCAGAUGUUUGUGACGUCCACUCUGGGCUGCAUCAUCCGCCGUUGUCUCUUCAGGGAGGGGAAGGGAGGAGUCCAUUUGUCUAACUACGGUCAAGCUCGACUGGAGGACAAUGUUUUCCGUUGUCUGAACUAUGGGGUUAGAUGCAUCCAGAACUCUAUAAUAGUGAUGCGGCGGAAUGAGGUGUGCGAGUGCCGAGCAUCAGGCGUGUUCUUUCGUCUGUCGGCUCAGGGACUCAUUGCUGAAAAUGACAUCCACUCAAACGGGGAGGCCGGGGUGGACAUCAGGAAAGGCGCUAACCCCAUCAUUGUGUGUAACAGAAUACACAGUGGCUUGCGCUCUGGCGUUGUUGUGCUUGGCAAUGGAAAGGGCUCACUUCGAAGCAACCGGAUCUAUAACAACAAAGAAGCAGGCGUGUACAUCCUCUUCAGUGGGAAUCCUGUAGUCUGCGGGAAUCACAUCUUCCAAGGGCAGGCAGCAGGGAUCGCUAUAAAUGAGAACGGAAGAGGGAUGAUAACAGAGAAUGUCAUCAAGGAGAAUCAGUGGGGAGGUGUGGACAUCCGCCGAGAGGGAGACCCCAUUCUGAGGAAUAACUACAUCUGUCAGGGCUACUCCGAUGGCAUUGUUGUGGGAGAACGAGGCCGUGGACUCAUCGAGGGAAACCAUGUCUACUGUAACAAAGGGUGCGGCGUGUGGGUUAUGUCAUCUAGCCUCCCGCAGCUCAUUGGAAACUACAUCACCCACAACUGCAUGUACGGCCUGGCCGUGUUCUGUAGGAAGGACCCGGAGAACAUCGAGAUCAGGGACGGGAACUGGCCAGGGCACGAAGGGAUCAAUGGAGAAGACAGCGGUGACAGGAGGGGCGUAGUAGAGGAAGAUGGCAGAGAAGAGCAGGAAAACCUACAUGAGGAGGGGGAACUCUUUGCGUGGGAGAGCGAUAUGGACAGCGAGGAUGAGCGUCACUCGGCACACCGCUCUAUCAGUGUGGCGCUGGUGGAGAGCAACUGUAUGAGCUUCAAUGGAGCUGUUGGGCUGUAUGUGAAAACCAGUGAGCCACUCAACAUUUUCAGCAACCUUGUCAACCAUAACCGGGGCAUCGGUAUUGCCGUGCUGCAAAGCAAUCAGCUCACCCGCCUGGUAACCAACUGCAUUCUUGAAAAUAUCAGAGGGGGCGUUACAGUGGACAAAGACUGUCGUGUGGAGCUCCGAGGUAACGGUAUAUAUGAGAACAACGGCCACGGUGUCAGCUUCACUGGAAUUGGACAGAUGCUGGAGAAUGAUGUGGUUGGAAACAGCGGAUAUGGGAUCCAAGUGUGUGGAAGCGGUGAUGUCAAGGUGCUUCACAACCGUGUACAGCCAGCACUGGGUGGUGGCAUUGCUGUGCUGGGAUCAGUAAAAGCAGUGGUAUCUGAUAACCAGCUGUUCCAGGGACACCCAGAAAGCCAAAAAACUCUUUUACACUUGAACCCUGGCAACAAGAGCUGUGUGUUACGCAACAACAGUAUUUUAAGACAUAAUAGCAGCUGUAACUCUGUCCCCACCUGGAUUCUGGAAAACCCACCCCCUCGUCCACUGUCCAGCCCACCUUCAGGACUCUCCUCCUCCCAGUAUCCCUCCCGAGUAGGAAUCUCUAUGACAACCAGGAUCAGCGCCACAGUGGAGAAUGGUUGCCACAGCGGCAGCAUGUUCUGCUCUAUCCUGUGAUAAGCACUUAAUCAUGAACCUUUAUAGCGACUUUGCCAAGAGUGAACAUCGACGUCUCACUGCCCUCAACAUGCCUCAAAGAUAGAUUUGUAUAAUAUUGCACCAAAAAUAUCCUGGACCUCCAAAGUCAAGCACAAACACAGGAUUCUGGUUCCUCUAAUUUUAACAUACAGUUUUCCAUAUAAAAUAAAAUAAGUGUAUCAA